UUCUUCUUUUUUUUUUUUUUUUCUUUUCUUUCUUUUUAUUGCACUACAUGUUUGGGAAACAAGACAAAAUGGACGUUAGAUGCAGCACAGAGACUGAAGCUAAUCGGGUCUCGAAGAACGGACACAAGGAGGGCAAGGACAGCAAAGGGGCUGAAGGAAAUAUCUCUACUUCUUUUCUGAAGGAGCAACAAGGGACUUUUUCUGCCUCCGCAGCUACCGAAGACUGUAACAAAACUAAAUCUGGUUCGGCGGACCCGGACUACUGCAGGAGGAUCCUGGUUAGAGAUGCCAAAGGUUCCAUCCGAGAGAUCAUCCUGCCCAAAGGCCUCGAUUUGGACCGUCCCAAGCGGACCCGCACCUCCUUCACUGCCGAGCAGCUCUACCGCCUGGAGAUGGAGUUCCAGCGGUGCCAGUACGUGGUGGGGCGGGAGCGCACCGAGCUGGCACGGCAACUCAACCUCUCCGAGACUCAGGUAAAGGUGUGGUUCCAGAACCGACGCACCAAGCAGAAAAAGGACCAGGGCAAAGACUCGGAGCUGCGUUCGGUUGUAUCCGAGACCGCCGCCACCUGCAGCGUCCUGCGGCUGCUGGAGCAGGGCCGCCUGCUCUCCCCACCGGGGCUGCCCGGCCUCCUGCCGCCCUGUGCCAGCGGAGCGCUGGGCUCGGCGCUGCGGGGCCCCGGCCUGGCUGCGGGCAGCGGCACUGCGGCGGCGGCGGCGGCGGCGGCGGCUCCUGCCGGGGGAUCCCCGCACCCCCCGAGCGCCGGCACCGCGGCGGGGCCGCCCCCUCCGGCAGCGCUGCACGGAGCGGCCGCCGCCGCCGCCGGGCACGGGCUGUUCGGGCUGCCGGUGCCCACGCUGCUGGGCUCGGUGGCGGGGCGGCUCUCCUCCGCACCGCUGGCCGUGGCGGGUUCGCUGGCGGGGAACUUGCAGGAACUGUCGGCCCGCUACCUGAGCUCGUCCGCCUUCGAGCCCUACUCCCGGACCAACAAUAAAGAAAGCGCUGAGAAAAAAGCACUGGACUGACUCGAAGUAACUUCCCCGUAUUUAUAUUUAUAGUAUCUAUUUGUGGCGAUAUUUAUGCCCCCCCCCUCCCUCCGUCCCUCUCUGUGAGGCUCCUUCAGAGGGCCGGGGCGGAGCGGGGACCCCGCAGCCCCCGCCUGGCCGGGAGCGUCCGUCCGUCCGUCCGUCCGUCCACCCGGGGUUGUCUGUCCGUGCGUUCGUCCGCUUUGGUAGGAAAGGGAGAGCGUACGGGGCGCUCGAUGCCCGGAGACGAUUCGGGGAGAGGAGCUGCCAGGUGAUGCCCGGGUUGUUUUCUUUUGCUUUUUUUUUUUUUCUUUUUCUUUAUUUCUUUUUUUUUUUUCUUUCUUUCUUUUCCCCCCCGGACUUCAGUGACUUAAGCACAAAGGUUUGGCUUUACACACCCCGUCACGGCACCGCUGCCCGGCCCUGGCCGCAGCCGGGCGCUUCCCGGGGGUCGUUCCUCUCUACGGUCGAUCCCCGCUGCGGACGGAGCGCUCCGAGCCCGGUGGGACUCAGCCCCGCGCCGAGCUCAGCCCACGGGCUGCAGCAACGCCCUUUUUGCCUUCCGCCCCGCUCUGCUAAACGAGUCCGCGUAGGGAGAACGGAAUCGCGACUCGAUUUGCACCCAGAUCCGUUGCGAUGGUCGAUUUUUUUUCCCCCUUUCUAUUUGAUUUGAUUUUUUUUCUUUUUUUUUUCUUUUUUUUUUUUUUCUCCCACACAAUUUCAGUGCGCAUCACAAAGCCGUCAGCGUUCUUCCUCCUAAAUAACCCUCUCGGAUAUCGCUCACACUUCAAUUAAAACGAACGUAAAACAUACAAAGCUCAUCUUUGGUUGUUAUUUUUGUACUUUAAGAUACAUCUCUGUAACGGCCUUAUCCCCACCGCUUCCCGCUGCUGUUUUCUCCACCACCGCGUGUAUCCCACCGGCUACAUCCCGCAUCGAUCUCCCGUUCGAUUCCAGUACUUGAAUUUGCCAGAAAAGGGAUUCUGUAUUUACUUAAUUCUUCGGGAAAAUAAUAAUAAUAAUAAUAUUCCUUUGCUUUGGUUUGAAGUUUCUUUCUCUAAACUUUAACACAUGGCGUUUACAAACUGUAUAAAUGCGUGCCACCAAACUGUAACCAAAAAAAAACAACAAACCCAGACUGACAACGAGUGGAACGGUUUCUGUAGUGCAUAGAAUUAAUAAUAGACCAGAAGUGGACAGAAGGAGCUGGACAGAAAGAAAAUAGUAAUUUUAUUGUAAAUUAUUGACGUCGGAAGUCUCUAGGCAACUAGUCGGGAAAUACGGAACGAACCGAGCGCUGAGCCCUUGCUACUAACUUUUGUUCUGAAUGUUUUGGAUAUUUGGAUGUUUUGUAUUUAUGUGGUGAGAGUGAAAUAUAUUAUAUCUAUAUGACGACGGAA
Messenger RNA from Coturnix japonica (Japanese quail), 2425 nucleotides. It is a transcript of the gene VAX1, whose product is annotated as ventral anterior homeobox 1. The record is from RefSeq and is a predicted model, not a curated record. Gene Ontology annotation, cellular component: nucleus. Lineage: Eukaryota; Metazoa; Chordata; Aves; Galliformes; Phasianidae. Gene Ontology annotation, molecular function: RNA polymerase II cis-regulatory region sequence-specific DNA binding; DNA-binding transcription factor activity, RNA polymerase II-specific. Gene Ontology annotation, biological process: brain development; regulation of transcription by RNA polymerase II; central nervous system development.